Molecule: messenger RNA, 360 nt
Organism: Arctia plantaginis
Lineage: Eukaryota; Metazoa; Arthropoda; Insecta; Lepidoptera; Erebidae
Source: the annotation of a GenBank genome assembly
AUGCUUUUUACUAUACUAAUAGCGACAUGUGGGCUUUCAAACCCUCAACAACUGUGGGAAAAGUACAAAAUUGAAAUGUCAGACGAUAUUUUACACAGAUUACAAGAACAUAAUCCGAACGUUACAUACAAUGAUUUCAUUUUUAAUGAAGCCCUAACAAAGAUAGAAGACCAAGUCAUAACUAUAACUGGGAAAGAUUUGUCAGAUUUUGGGAUGAGCAGGCUGCAAAGAACUGGAGAAGUUUGCAGUGAUAUAGUAAGAGAAUUGAGUUACGAUGCUGCAUCUUUACCACAACACAUAACAGAGGCUGUUCCACGUCUAAACCCAGAACAAAGAUUAGUUUUUGAAAAUGUUGUGUAA